AUAAAAGUUGGGGUUAGCCGUGCGCGGUCGAUGUGCAACAAAGCGGUCCCAAAGUGUGUGUGAGCCGCCCUUCUUCUGCUGCUGUCUGCGUGUGUGUUUAUGUGUGUGUAGGUGUGGGUAUGUGUGCGUGUCUGUGUGUGUGCACAUCGCAACAGCAGCCAGCUGCGGGCUGUGUGUACCAUCAGCCGCUGGGUGUCUUCACUCUGUGGGGCUUCACUGUAGACAACAGAGGCUAGUGUAGGCUGGGCUGUCCGUGUUUUCCGGAAGAGAGAGGGUGUGAAACAUGGGACACAGCUCAGGUCAGCAGCUGAUCCAGCCACACGUCUGAAGCACGGGAGCCCGUACGGAUGCCUGUGUGCUACUCGGCUGUGAGCAGAGUGAACCAAACCGGCACCGUGCGUCCAGCCGAACGGGACAGCCCUGUGGAUCCCUUUCACUGACACGCUUAAAGGGGCUCAAACACGCCCGAGCACUCAUUUGGCUCUGCUGAGACCCUGAGCGUCGCAACCACAGGCUGGCCCAGUUCACGUUGAUGCUGGUGGGCACGCCCCAGUACUCUCCCCGCCACCUGCUCCUGAGCCGCUCCCACCUUCCCACCUGCCAUGGCUAUGAGCAAUGACCCGGGCUGUGAGAGGCUGGACCCCGACUCUGACAAACAGACCAGCAGUCUCACAGACACCAUGGCUGCCAUGACAACUAAAGAUUUAGACAGCUCAACUGCCAACGGCGUGAAGAAUGGCGGGGCUCAGAGGGACGGGGCUCAGGCCAAGAGGACUCAUCCGCCGAGGCCUCAUCUGACUGGGAGGAAGUUGUCGCUGCAGGAGAGAGGAACCUACCUGUCAUCAGGCUCUGGAGGAGGCUACACGCACAUCUCUCCUCGUGUGGCUCGCAGGCCCACUGUGGAGUCUAAACGUGUAUCCAUAUCAGACGCUCAGGACUGUAUCCAGUUAAACCAGUAUAAGCUGAAGAGCGAGAUUGGGAAGGGCUCCUAUGGUGUGGUCAAACUUGCCUACAAUGAGGACGAUGACAAACAUUAUGCCAUGAAGGUGGUGUCCAAGAAGAAGUUAAUGAAGCAGUGUGGUUUUCCACGUCGCCCACCCCCAAGAGGACCCAAGGCAGCCCAAGGAGAGCAGCCCAAAAUCUUAGGACCCCUGGAGAGGGUCUACCAAGAGAUUGCAAUCCUUAAAAAACUGGACCAUAUCAACAUUGUGAAGCUGGUGGAGGUGCUGGAUGAUCCAGCGGAGGACAACCUUCACAUGGUGUUUGAGCUGAUGCGUAAGGGUCCAGUAAUGGAAGUGCCCACAGACAACCCUCUGUCAGAAGAGCAGGCGAGGUUAUACUUCAGAGACGUCAUCCUGGGCAUAGAGUACCUGCACUACCAGAAGAUAGUCCACCGGGACAUCAAGCCUUCUAACCUGUUACUGGGAGACGAUGGACACGUGAAGAUCGCAGACUUUGGGGUCAGCAACCAGUUUGAGGGCAAUGAUGCUUUGCUGUCCAGCACUGCUGGCACUCCUGCAUUUAUGGCACCAGAGACCCUGUCAGACACACGAAAGAGCUUCAGUGGAAAGGCGCUGGACGUGUGGGCCAUGGGAGUUACUCUCUACUGUUUUGUCUUUGGGAAGUGCCCGUUUAUUGAUGAGUACAUAUUGGCCUUGCACAAUAAGAUAAGGACCAAGCUUGUGGAUUUCCCAGAAACACCAAAGAUCAGUGAAGAGCUGCGGACUCUGAUCUUGCGGAUGCUGGACAAGAACCCCGACACCAGGAUCACCAUCCCUGAGAUCAAGAUGGACCAGUGGGUGACCCAGGGAGGCACUGACCCCUUGCCUCUGGAGGAGGAGCACUGCUCUGUGGUGGAGGUGACAGAGGAGGACAUCCAGAACUCGGUCAAGUUCGUCCCUAGCCUCUCUGCAGUGAUCUUGGUAAGAGCCAUGCUGAGGAAGCGCUCCUUCAGCAACCCCUUUGAGUGUCCGAGCAGGAGAGAGGAGAGGUCCAUGUCUGCGCCUGGCAGCCUGCUAAUGGACUCGUGGCCCUUCCGGCCCUCUUUAAAACUUCACCCCUCACUCAGAAAGGGGAGCACAGGAGAUGGACCCAGAGAAGUAGAGCUGGAGGACCUGCAUGAAGACGAGCCCUCCUCUUGAGUCUUAAUGACGCUCCUAUCACCAGAGCUUCAACUCCGUCUGCUUUGCAUCCUUUUUGCUUGAACCACUGUGUGCUCACCCCUUUAUUCUCACAUUUCCUUCAAAUCAGUGACAACUACAGGAGCAUCACUCUAUACACCGAAGGUUUCAAAUCUGAUAUAUCGUUUGUGUCAACAUUCAGAUUUGUAUGCUCAGGCUUGCUUUCCUUUUUGCUUCCUGUUAGCUUCAGAUUAUCCUUUCUUCACCCAUUUUCCUUCUCCAAUGUGGAGUCUCCGGGCAAUGUACAAUGUUGCUUGUGUUUAACUGCUCAACCACUUGCUGUUGUGACUCGCAUCAGUGAACUGAUAGGAAGAGGAACUCUGAAGUUUAAAUUAUAAUUGUGGGAGCGAGACAAGAACAUGUUUGUCAGCUGGUAUUACACUGCAAUGUGGGAAAAAAACUGUCAAACCCAGAUUUUCUUGUUUCUUUUUUUUUCUUUUACCCGUCUGCAUGAUGAAUAGUUGGUCAUCAGACUCUAUAGCCACCUGUCGCGGUCAUUGCCAGCCUGACAAAGAGGGGGGAAAAAAACUUCAUAAUCAACACUUCAGCAUGUAGAUGACACCAUAUUGACUUAUUAUUUAUGAUCAAUGACACAUUUUAACAUUGUACAUUAGAUGUCUGGAGGUGUCAUCAGUGUUAUCGUCUCACAGCCUUGUCCCGGUGUAUGUGCCAUCAGUAGGUCGAAGUCCUUCCUGCGCUGCCUUCACUGCCCUCAGGCCCGGCUGGUUGAACUUCUCUGACAGGAAGGAAAGGAAGUCAGCUGUCUAAGGGUGAUCACACAGAGAGGACAGCGGCUUUGCAAUGCUUGAACACAUUUCAAAGUUACUUUUGCUGCUGUGUGAUAUGUAAUUAUUUUUGUGUUAGGAGUCAUUUCAGGCUUCCUCUUCCCUGUAGUGUGUUGUUUGUCUGAUGAUUUCUGUUCUCUAACGCUCUCUUUCCUUCAUAUCACACUAUACUGCUUGGUUUGGUGUGAUGUAAUUGCGACAGAAGCUUGAGCACUUUGAAGUGUAUGUUAUUUCACAGCGAGUGUGAACAGACUCAAAAUAGGAAAUGAAUUGAAUCUUCCCGUACGAAGUUAUCGAGGUUUAGGGACUUUACACAAUUUUUUAGGGGGGCAGGGCAGGUCAGAAAAUGGGGAGGAUGUAUGUUUCCUUUUUGCUGAGGGGAAGGUAGUAGUAGAGCAGAUAAGGGUCUUUUUUUUUAAAACAUUGAUAAUUUCUGUAUCUAGGAUUAAUAUAUAAGGGGCAUCAAAUAGUCAGAAACAAUGGCUCUGGUGUGCAACAAUCCCGUCACGGUUUCAGGGAGUCAUUUUUCUCAUGACACUUAAUGUUAUCCCUACUGAAAGUCAUUUUCUCCUUCAGAUUUUUCUGCAUCGUAACAGAUUUUUUUUUUAAAAGUUCAAUGUGUUAUGUAAAGUCGGCCUAUAUAAUAAUUCAAUUUCAGCCUUUCGUUAUGUUUUCCAUAACGUUGGAAAUGUGUGCCCUAGUGGCUAUUGUAAAAUGUAAUAUUCCAUAAAUAUAUAUAUAUAUUAUAAACAUAUAAAGAUAUAUUUAUGAAAUAUAAAUUCGAUUUAAUUUCAAUUAGGUUUAAAUAAGAUUAAACCACCCCAAAUAACCCCAUUGCCUUUUUUAGUUAUUGUUAUUAUUAUUAUUAUAAUCAUGUUGCAGGUUUUUGUUCUGAGUCAAGGAUAGCAUCCAAAUAAAAUAUUAUUACUUGCAAGGGUUGUACAGCAAAUAUAGCAGCAAACAACAAUUUGCUAUGUUAAUAUAUGAUGGAGUCAUAGUUUCCUGAGCAGAAAAUGAGUCACGCUCCCUCUGCCUGUGUUGCUAUCGCAGCCUCUCUGUGGUUGGUUUACAUGCCCUGUGUGCAGCUGAGUAGAGACUGAAACAGUGAAAAGACUAACAAAGACGUUUUCUUGUGAGUUUUAUUUUGUUUUUGUCCAGAAGCUACAAUGACAUACAAGGUAGAAUCACUGUUUUUCUGUGGAGUCUGGUGGCGAGGGAUAGCUAUAUUAGUCGGGCUGCUUUCCAUAAUGUUGUCAGACUCAACAAUCUGUCAGUGGCAGUGCUUACUUUGUGGCCAUUGUAGACCUUUUCAUGAAUAUUUUCACAUCUAACUGUGAAUUAUGGGUUUAUUUUGAUUUUAUAUGUUUAUUAAUUGUUUCGGUCCCAUUGUUUUGGUCUGGGAUGAUGGUACUCUAGUGCGACAUCCAGUGGCAAAUGGAUUUCGUAUAUUUAACCUUUAAAACUGAAACAUACAAUUUCACUGCCCUCCCCACCCCAGUCAUUUUUAUACAGUCCCUAACUAGUCAACUAUCAGUUUGCCUGGCUGACCUUUUGAAGUUCCAACUAGCCAUGCAAGUUUGUAGAGCUGAGUAAGAUGUGAGAUCACAAAUGUUGGGAACAUGGAUGAAUGGAAAAGAAAAGUAAAUUUUUUGUGAUUCGAGUUCACAAAAUAUUUUCCAUUCAAUGUUGUGGGCUAGCAUAAAAAAAGCCCAAUGUGUGGGUUGCUUUGUCUCCGCAGACUCAAAUCAAUGAGAACAUUUCUGCCUCCACAGCAGCUCGGCCUCAGAUAAAUGUUUAUAUAAAUCCAUUUUGAUUCUUUCCUCCUCUUUGGCCUGGGGUGUCGCUCUGUGAAAGAAAGCAUGAUUGGCUGACAGAGUGCUCUGAUCACUUGAACCACAGUGAAAAGGAGCAUUUCAAAGUCAUAAUUAGGCCCAGGCUGCCAACAAUAACAACCCUUCCCCAUCCACUUCAGUGCCGUCCCCAGUGUGGCUGAUUAGAAACGGGGAGUGCAGCGUUUUGCAUUUCCCCCGUUAAUCUUGCCCUCAGUAUCCGCCAGUGAAGGAUGCUAGAUGGAGCUCAGAGAGAAUGAUUGGUAGAAUCUGAAUGGGGAAUGCUUGAGCCUCUGUGUUUGGGGAUUUGUGUUCACAGAGGCAGAGACUUUAUGCAUAAAAAUCAUGAAUGCUUUUAACAUUAAAUUGUCAACUUUAUUAUCAUGUGAGGGCUGGGGAAUGUGAAGCUUUAUAUCUUUUUUUAAAUUGUUCAGUAAAAUGUGGUAAGAUAUGUUUGUAAAGGAUAAAUUAAUAUCUUAAUGUCUGAUUGUUGUUGUAUAUGCCGUUUGAAAAAAAAAUUAUGAAAAGUUUUCGUUCCUUCUCUCUUUGUUGAGGAUGAUGGAAGUGAACAAAGGUACUGAGGUCUGUGUGCAGGGUAACCUUCAAUGAAGGACUGUUUGAACCAAAAAGUAUAAAAUGGUGUGUUCAGUUUUAUUUUCUAAAAAACAAUUUUUUUUGGUUGUAGAUGUGUCCAGCUUUACAGUUGUGUCUUUGUACAGACAUUUGUCAGUGUCGGAGGUGCAAUAUUGUUGUCGUCUUUAUCAUUAUUUGCUCAUGUGCCUGUUGUCAGAGCGGGCCACUCAUCCUCUUAUCUGUAUUUUAGUUGUCCUUGUUGAAAAAAAUAUGCUUCUAUUUAAAUAUUUGCACUUUUCCACUGAGAUACAUAUUAAAGCUAUUGUGAUUGCAUAUAACACUACUGGUACCUGCCAGCCAUUUAAUAUUGUACAGUUUAUGAUCAAGGAAAGAACUGUGUGGUUCACCUGUAAAAGACCAUAUUUACUGUGUCACAGUCUCCUGUACUUUUUGAAGCAUUGCUCUUUGAUAUCAGUCUGCAUGUCACAGCAUUGCUGCCUGGUUUUUGAACAUUUUUACAAAUGAAACUAAAAUGUUUUCAUUUUCCAGCAAUUUAUUCUCCUGUCUGUGUCAAAAUGCUGUAACAGCUGCAGUAAUGAGAUUGGUUUUGAAUAGUCGUGUUUGUUGUGAAUAUCCAAAUAAUAACUCUGAGUUGUGAAUGUUGUAUAACUGGAGCAAGGGACUUCCGGAUUGUAUUGCAUUACUCAUGCAUAAUGCUAAAACACUGUAAACUCCAUUUAAGGAGCAGGUCUCAGAGCACAGGAGCAGCUUGAAAUAGCAGCUUUCUUUUCAAGAUCUCCUCCAGAGACACAGUGAUGGAUGAUCACUAGCUGCCCUUGAAGAUGAAACAUUUAACCCUGUAACCAUAGGACAGUGUCUUCAUGCCGCCCAGCCAGCUCUUUUUUUCUAAUAGUUUUUUCAAUAGACAUUAUUAUCUCUGCAAGGGUUAUUUCUUCUGUAGAUCUCUUAGUUUAAGCAUAUCCACAACCUCUAACCAGAUUUCAAUUUAGUAGGAAAUUAGACAUCGAACUGAGGAAGACCUGCUUUCAAUGCAGAUUACAUCAUCACAUGGCCAUUUAGAAAGAACUUACAGUAUGUUUUCAUGUUGUAAUUCCUGAGCUAAUUAUAAUUUCCUGAUUCCUUAGUACAGGAUGUGUCAGUCAAUCAGGCCAUACAUAUUUCCACCUACAGAGAUUUCUGCAAUUUUAUUUAUUUUUGUAAAACCAUCUUCACUUAAUUUGGUACGUUUAAAAAAUGUAUGUAUACCAGUUUUAACUCCUAAAUGUGAAGUUACAACCACAUAUGUGCAUACUGCAUUAAGUCUAAUUGAGACUUCUAAAUUUAAUUUAAUUUUGCCUAAAGGUGAUACUAUAACACAUGAUACAUUUAAAUGGCCACAACCUAGUGGCCACCUGUGUGACUCUUUGCUCAAUUCGUCCUUGUAGACUUUAAGAUAUUCUCUGAUCACUGUUUUGAUUCAGAUCUGGAUCCUGACACAUAUUCAUUCUAUUUUGAAAAUAUCAGAUGCAUUGGAUUGGGCAGCCUUGGCAGAGGAUUACUCACCCUAAAUGAUUUCUAGCUUGGUGUUGUCACUGUGGUGAAACACAGAAGGAAAAUCAGUGGGUGCAGCUGCCACAGUCGCAGCACAGGAAGUGAGUGACAGGACUAAUUUCCCAUGAUUUCAGGUCAUAAUUAUAUCCAAAGGAAGAGGACUGUGGGAGAGUGAGUUUGUACAUAAUGUGCAGUCAGGGCCGAUUGGAUCGUUGCUGUGUAUCUUCUGUGACUGUCCUGAUGUGUGUGUUGAAGGUGCCUGCUGUCUUGUGUUGUCUUGUGCAUUUCUCUGAAUGUACUCACUCGCCUGUCACUCAUACAAAAACAGAAGCAUGGCACAUCCCUAUGGAAUGCAGUUGUUACAAUGUAAAUAUGUACCAAUAUAUAUAAAGAAGCUAUUUUUUGCAUGCUUUUUGUACACCUAGACAUAAUCAAAGACAAUAAAAAAGAAAAUCUGAA
Dicentrarchus labrax (European seabass) is the source of this 7377-nucleotide messenger RNA. It is a transcript of the gene camkk1a, whose product is annotated as calcium/calmodulin-dependent protein kinase kinase 1, alpha a. Gene Ontology annotation, molecular function: protein kinase activity; ATP binding. Gene Ontology annotation, biological process: activation of protein kinase activity; CAMKK-AMPK signaling cascade; protein phosphorylation. The record is from RefSeq and is a predicted model, not a curated record. The transcript is spliced from 17 exons. The coding region runs from base 603 to 2141 and encodes 512 amino acids. NCBI's taxonomy places the organism in Eukaryota, Metazoa, Chordata, Actinopteri, Moronidae.